AUGGGCGCUAAAAAUGGGAUUUUUAAUGUGAGCAUUGCAGACAUUCUGUCCGAGAUAAGAGGAAAUGAGCAAAGUUGGAAAGGGAGUGUGGGUUACGAUGCUUUGGUUGGAAUAUGCCAAUCUGAUGGCACACAAGGUCUUUUACCUUAUAAUAGAAUGGUGAAAUUCGACAAGUCAUUUACUGACAGGCAAACACCAAUUACGACCGAGAUCCAUUUAUCCAUCUAUCUAACCAUAUUAUCUAUCCACCAUCUGUCUGAUACAAACCAACACAACUCUUUUUAUCCUCAACUUCCUUCCUUCCCCCUCUCUCGCCUUCCCGCUUCAUCAUCAUCAUCAUCAUCAUCAUCAUCAUCUAUCUCUCAUUCUUUCAUGCAUUCAUGGUCGAUUCACCUCUGCCUAUUCCGAAAUUUAUCCGAAAGAUCUCCAUCGAAAGCAUUCUUUUUUAAAAAUGAAGAAACUGGUGGGAAAAGGAAUAUCCGAGAGUGUGGUUCAUGA
Molecule: messenger RNA, 498 nt
Organism: Echinococcus granulosus
Lineage: Eukaryota; Metazoa; Platyhelminthes; Cestoda; Cyclophyllidea; Taeniidae
Exons: 4
Coding region: 1-498 (165 amino acids)
Source: RefSeq, a predicted model, not a curated record